Lontra canadensis (Northern American river otter) is the source of this 1746-nucleotide messenger RNA. RefSeq names its product pleckstrin homology domain containing A2 (gene PLEKHA2). The coding region runs from base 305 to 1582 and encodes 425 amino acids. Gene Ontology annotation, cellular component: membrane; cytoplasm. The transcript has 13 exons. The record is from RefSeq and is a predicted model, not a curated record. Gene Ontology annotation, molecular function: PDZ domain binding. NCBI's taxonomy places the organism in Eukaryota, Metazoa, Chordata, Mammalia, Carnivora, Mustelidae.
AGAGCCGAGAGACAAGAGAGAAGGAGGGGUGGGGGUGCGGGGAGGAGAGCUAGAGGAGCGAGAGGCACCGAGAGUUUGGCGGCGAGAUAAAGAAAUCCCCCGAGAGCGGCGGCCCGGCCCGCCGGAGACGCGCGUCCCACCCCGAUGUAACCCACCCUGCCCGAGCCCCGGCCGCCGCACGGCGGGCGGCGAAACUUCGCUGCGGGUUCUGGCGCUGGAGCACCGGCCUCGCGACGACUGCCCGGGCUGCGGGUAGGGGAGGAGAGCGGAGAGCGUCCCAGGGUGAUGUGAGCAGAGCCCAGGAAUGCCUUAUGUGGAUCGACAGAACCGAAUCUGUGGGUUUCUGGACAUCGAGGAGCAUGAGAACAGCGGCAAGUUUCUGCGGAGGUACUUUAUUCUGGACACCCAGGCCAACUGCCUUCUCUGGUACAUGGACAACCCCCAGAACCUGGCCAUGGGGGCAGGCGCCGUUGGAUCUUUGCAGCUGACCUACAUCUCCAAGGUGAGCAUAGCUACACCGAAGCAGAAACCCAAAACUCCAUUUUGCUUUGUCAUCAAUGCCCUCUCUCAGAGGUAUUUUCUUCAAGCUAAUGACCAGAAGGAUCUGAAGGACUGGGUGGAAGCCCUGAACCAAGCCAGCAAGAUCACCGUACCCAAAGUUGGGAGCCUGCCCCUGACUACGGAAGUUAUAAAAAGCCUACCAGCUCCUCCAGCCCUAGAGAAGAAGCCGCAGGUGGCCUACAAGACAGAGAUCAUCGGAGGGGUGGUGGUACACACACCCAUCAACCAGAACGGUGGGGAUGGGCAGGAGGGGAGCGAGCCCGGGUCCCACGCCAUCCUUCGGAGGUCUCAGAGUUACAUCCCCACGACAGGCAGCCGUGUUCCCUCUGGCCCCCCCCUCAUUAAGAGUGGCUACUGUGUGAAGCAAGGGAAUGUGCGGAAGAGCUGGAAACGUCGCUUCUUUGUACUCGAUGACUUUACUAUCUCCUACUUCAAGUGUGAGCAGGACCGAGAACCACUGCGCACUAUAUUUCUCAAGGACGUUCUCAAGACCCAUGAGUGUCUGGUCAAAUCUGGUGAUCUCUUAAUGAGGGACAACCUGUUUGAAAUCAUAACAAGCUCCAGGACCUUCUACAUACAGGCGGACAGUCCAGAAGACAUGCACAGCUGGAUUAAGGAGAUCGGGGCAGCUGUCCAGGCCCUCAAGUGCCACCCCAGAGAUAUGUCCUUUUCUAGAUCCAUUUCUUUGACUCGCUCUGGAAGCUCCGGCCUCUCGGGGGGGCCCAACUCUGUCCUGUGCAGGGGGCGGCCACUUGUGGAAGAGAAAAAAGCUCUUUGCAAAGCCCCCUCUGUGGCGUCCUCCUGGCAACCCUGGACCCCUGUGCCCCAGGCCGGGGACAAGCUGCUUCCAGCUGAAGAGACUCCUGGGGACUCUUUGUUCACGCCUCGACUUGGGGAGAGCAGUACUUCUGGGCUGUUGCCUAGCUCCCGGAUAAGGCACAGGUCGGAGCCCCAGCACCCCAAGGAGAAACCAUUUCUGUUCAGCCUUGAUGACGAGAGCAUACGGACUUCUGAUGUGUGAUAGGGCACGGUGUCCUGGGAGGGGGGAGGACUCAAGAAAAGGAGGCCAUCACUCAGUUUCCCUAUGUUUUGGAGGACAGUCAGAGAGCAUUUGGCACUCAUAUUCCUGUGGAGGCUCGGUGGAAGGGGCCCAUCCAGCUGCCCUGUUGGUUUUUUUUGUUUGUU